Messenger RNA from Sinocyclocheilus anshuiensis, 366 nucleotides. RefSeq names its product histone H2B 3-like. The coding region runs from base 1 to 366 and encodes 121 amino acids. The transcript is spliced from 2 exons. Gene Ontology annotation, cellular component: nucleosome. Gene Ontology annotation, molecular function: protein heterodimerization activity; structural constituent of chromatin; DNA binding. Lineage: Eukaryota; Metazoa; Chordata; Actinopteri; Cypriniformes; Cyprinidae. The record is from RefSeq and is a predicted model, not a curated record.
AUGCCUGAACCUGCGAAAUCAGCACCCGCUCCCAAAAAGGGGUCUAAAAAAGCUGUCACCAAGACCCAGAAGAAGGGGGAUAAGAAAAGGCGUAAGACCAGGAAAGAGAGUUAUGCCAUUUACGUGUACAACCCAACAAACAUGGGACGUCGGCCCGACGCGAUGGGCAUUAUGAAUUCGUUCGUAAACGACAUCUUCGAGCGCAUCGCCGGAGAAGCCUCGCGCCUGGCGCAUUACAACAAGCGCUCCACUAUCACAUCCCGGGAGAUCCAGACGGCCGUGCGCCUGCUCCUGCCGGGAGAGCUUGCCAAACACGCCGUGUCCGAGGGCACAAAGGCCGUGACUAAAUACACAAGCUCCAAAUGA